Molecule: messenger RNA, 1164 nt
Organism: Panicum virgatum (switchgrass)
Lineage: Eukaryota; Viridiplantae; Streptophyta; Magnoliopsida; Poales; Poaceae
Product: protein ALP1-like
Exons: 1
Coding region: 1-1164 (387 amino acids)
Source: RefSeq, a predicted model, not a curated record
AUGAGCACAUGUAAUGCUUCUUGUGAGAUUGAGGUGUCAGAUGAUGAUGAGGAUUUCAUAGUUGCAUAUAUGGCAUUGGAAUUAAUGGGCUCACGUAAUGGUGCACGGAAGAAGGUGGUGGAUCCCAAUAUACCAAGGAUGACUGGGAUCCAAUGGGUUGAACUCACUUUAAAUGACCGAGUUGAGUGCUACAACAUGUUCAGAAUGACAAGGUCAGUGUUCUAUCGUCUCCAUGAUACAUUGGUUCAGAAUUAUGGCUUGACUCCAAGUAGAGGUAUCUGUACCAAGGAAGCUUUAGCCAUGUUUUUGUGGGCAUGUGGUCCACCUGAAUCAUUGAGACAACUCAAGAAUAGAUUUGGACAUUCAUUAGAAACUGUCAGUAGAAAGUUCAGUGAGGUGCUUUACUGCAUUUGUAGAUUGGCAGUUCACAUCAUAAGACCUAAAGAUCCACAAUUUCGUACAAUUCAUCGAAAACUACAAGAAGCUAGGUUCUGGCCUCAUUUCAAUGAUUGCAUAGGCGCCAUCGAUGGAACACAUAUACCUGUUACCGUGCCAAAAAGUGAGCUACCAAAAUACGUUGGCCGACAUCAUUAUUCUUCACAAAAUGUCAUGGCGGUUUGUGACUUUGAUAUGCGGUUCACAUUUGUUGUUACUGGUUGGCCUGGAUCUGCUCAUGACACUCGGGUAUUUUUGGAUACUUUAGUCACCUACAAGGAAAGCUUUCCACAUCCACCUCAAGGCAAGUAUUAUCUUGUUGAUUCCGGGUAUCCUAACAGAAAAAGAUAUCUAGCACCAUACAAAGGUCAAAGGUAUCAUGUGCCUGAAUGGCAACAUGGUCACCACCCAGUGGAAUUGAAGGAGGUGUUCAACUAUCAUCAUGCAUCCCUUAGAAAUGUGAUUGAGCGCUCAUUUGGAGUUCUCAAGAUGAAGUGGCGCAUUCUCUUGAAAGUACCUAGCUUUCCGGUUAAUAAGCAGUCUCAGAUCAUAGUUGCUUGUAUGGCUCUUCAUAACUUCAUUAGAGAAACUGACAUAAAUGAUGAACAUUUCAUAACCUAUGUGGAUGACAUUCGUGACGAAUACCCUUCAGAAGAUGAUAGCCUAAUGGGGGAUGAUAUAGAUACGUGUGCCUUCCGUGAUGUACUUGCUUCGGCUUUGGUUGGUUGA